GCGAGGUCUAAGGGCAAGAGGGAAGUGGCGGGCGGGGACUGAGGGGGGCGUGCAGGUAAACCGACAAGCCGGGGGUUGCGGGCAUGGCCGAAGCCAGGAAGCGGCGGGAGCUGCUUCCCCUGAUCUACCAGCAUCUGCUGCAGGCGGGCUAUGUGCGCGCGGCGCGGGAAGUGAAGGAGCAGAGCGGCCAGAAAAGUUUCCUGACUCAGCCUGUAACCCUUCUGGACAUCUAUACACACUGGCAACAAACCUCAGAGAUUGGCCAGAAGCAGAAGGCAGAGGAAGAUGCAGCCCUGCAGGCCAAGAAGACCCGCGUGUCAGACCCCGUUAGCAGCUCAGAGAGCUCAGAGGAGGAGGAGGAGGAGGAGCAGGAGGCAGAAGCGGAAACCACCAAAGCCAUCCCGGCACUAGCAUCUACCAACUCCUCAGCCACGGGGAAGGUUUUGCCUUCAGGUGUGAAAGAAAAAGCCAAGGCAAAGACCAAGAAAGCCAGCAAGACGGUGAACUCCACGGCACACCCUGCCUCCGGGAAGGCAGUAGCCCACCUCCUCACCAGGAAGUCACCCCAGAAGGCGGCAGGGCCCUCGGCAAAUACCAUCCUGGUCUCAGAAACUGAGGAGGAGGGCAGUGUCUCGGCCCUCAGAACCACUGCCAAGCCUGGAAUGGCCGCCGCCAGCCAGGCCGCCAGCUCCAGCGAGGACACCUCCAGCUCGAGUGAUGAGACGGACGUGGAGGUGAAACCUGCAGUAAAACCACCACAGGUCAAAGCCUCAGCAGCUGUGGCCAAGGAGUCUCCAAGGAGAAGGGCAGCCCCGACCCCAGGGAAGGCGGGAUGUGUGACACCCCAAGUCAGAGGGGGUGCCAUGACCCCGGCCAGCAGGGCCAAGAAGCCAGAAGAGGUCUCAGAGAGCAGCGAGGACUCCGAGAGUGAGGAGGGGGCCCUUGCGGGGACACCCCGCCAGGUGAAGGCCUCCGAGAAAACUGUCCAGGUCAGAGCUGCCUUGGGUCCUGCCAAGGGGACCCCUGGGAAAGGGGCCACCCCAGCACCCCCUGGGAAGGCAGGGAGGCCAGAGGAGGACUCAGAGAGCAGCAGCGAGGAGUCGGACAGCGAGGAGGAGGCGCCAGCUGCCCAGACUCUGCUGCAGGCAAAGCCCUCAGGGAAGAUCCCCCAGGUCAGAGCCACCUCAGCAGCACCUGCCCAGGUGCUUUCCCCUGGGAAAGGGGCCCCUCCAGCACCCCCUGGCAAGGCAGGGCCUGCAGCCAUCCAGGCCCAGACCAGGGGGCAGGAGGAGGACUCAGAGAGCAGCAGCGAGGAGUCAGACAGCGAGGGGGAGGCGUCCACAACCGUGCCCCAAACCGCGAGCCUGGCUCAGGCAAAGCCCUCGGGAAAAAACUCCCAGGUCAGAGCUGCCUCAGCCACAAGCACGGGGCCCUCAGCGAAGAGUGCUGUCCCAACGCUCCCUCGGAAGGCAAGGGCUGUAGCCGCCCAGGUGGCAAAGUGGGAUGCGGACUCCGAGAGCAGCAGCGAGGAGGAGUCGGACAGCGAGGGGGAGGCGCUGAGGGCAGCGGCCUUGGCCCAGGCAAAGUCCUCGGGGAAAGUCCUGCAGGUCAGACCUGCCUCAGGUCCCACCCAGGGCCCCCCUCAGAAGGCCGGGCCUGCAGCCGCCCAGGUCAAGACUGAAAGGUCCAAGGAAGACUCGGAGAGCAGUGAGGAGGAGUCAGACAGUGAGGAUGAGGCCCCUGCAGCCAAGACUCCAGCCCAGGCGAAAUCAGCUGUGAAAACUUCUCAGACCAAGGUCUCCCCAAGGAAGGGCACCCCUAUUACACCCGCAUCUGCCAAGGCCCCACCAGUGCAAGUAAGCACACCAGCCCCCUGGAAAGCAGGAACGGUGACUUCGCCAACCCGCACAGCAUCCCCAGCAGUGGUCAGGGGCACCCAGAGGCCAGAGGAGGACUCUUCAAGCAGCGAGGAGCCGGAGAGUGAGGAGGAGACAGCUCCCGCCGCCUCAGUGGGACAGGUGAAGUCUGUAGGGAAAAGCCUCCCAGUGAAAGCUGCCUCGGCACCCACCAAGGGGCCCUCAGGGGCACGGACCACCCCGGGGCUCGCUGGGAAGGCAGGGCCUGCAGUGGCCCAGGUCAAAGCUGAGGUGCAGGAAGACUCAGAGAGCAGUGAGGAAGAGUCGGACAAUGAGGAGGCGGCCUCAACUGCAGCACAGGUGAAGACCUCAGUGAAAACCCCUCAGACCAAAGCCAACCCAGCUGCCACCAGAGUGGCUUCAGCCAAAGGGGCAGCAUCAGCUCCUGGAAAAGGGGUUUCUGCAGCUGCUCAAGCCAAACUGGGGUCCCCAGCCAAGGUAAAGCCACCAGCAAGAGCCCCCCAGAGCAGUGCCGUCUCGGGCAGGGGCCAGGUGUCUGUGCCGGCUGUGGGGAAGGCACUGGCUGCAGCAGCCCAGGCCCAGCUGGGGCCGGUCAGGGGCCCACAGGAGGACUCGGAGAGCAGUGAGGAGGAGUUGGACAGUGAGGGGGAGGCGCCCGCUCAGGCGAAGCCCUCAGGGAAGACCCCCCAGGUCAGAACUGCCUCAGCCUCCACCAAGGGGUCCCCCAGGAAAGGGGCGGCCCCAGCACCCCCUGGGAAGGCAGGACCCCCAGCCGCCCAGGCCGGGAAGCGGGAAGAGGACUCGGAGAGCAGCAGCGAGGAGGAGUCAGACAGUGACGGGGAGACGCCGGCAGCUGUGCCCCCAGCCCAGGUGAUUAAAACCCCUCUGAUUUUUGUCGACCCUAAUCGUAGUCCAGCUGGCCCAGCUGCUACCCCCGCCCAAGCCCAGGCUACAAGCACCCCGAGGAAGGCCCAGGCCUCAGAGAGCACACCCAGGAGCUCCUCUGAGAGUGAGGAUGAGGACGUGAUCCCCGCUACGCAGUGCUCGACUCCUGCCAUUAGGACCAGCGUGGCGACUGUGCCCACGGCCCACCCCAGGGCAGCCCUCAGAGCCAGCAUGGUGGGGGCCGGCAGCAGUGGGGACACCAGUCGGGCGUCUGAAGGCAAGAAACAGGAGACGCCAACCACUCAGGUGACAAAGAGGAACCCAGCUCACCUCCCGCUGACCCAGGCUGCCCUGAAGGUCCUUGCCCAGAAAGCCAGUGAGGCCCAGCCUCCUGCUGCCAGGACCCUGUCUUCAAGUGGGACCGACAGUGCUCUGGGAACACUGCCCAUGACGAGUCCCCAGAGCACCCCCGCGCAGGCCAGAGGGGCCAACAAGCUCAGAAAGCCUGAGGUUCCUGCAACCCAGCGGGCCAUAGCCACUCCCUCGGGACGCCCCAAAGCCAAGGCCUCUGGGACCUCAGGUGACAGCAAGGACAGCAGUGGCAGCUCUUCAGGGAGUGAAGAAGAUGCUGAGGGGCCCCAGGUGGCCCCAUUGACCCACAGGCCAGUAGGCCCCGCCCCCUCCAGGAGGGAGACCUUGGUGGAAGAGACCACAGCAGAGUCCAGCGAUGAUGAGGUGGUGGCACCUUCCCAGUCUCUCCUCUCAGGUUAUGUGACCCCUGGGCUGACUCCGGCCAGUUCCCAGGCUUCAAAGGCCACUCCCAAGCCAGACCCCAACCCCUCGGUUUCCUCUACUCCGGCCACCAGAGAUGCCCUGGACGGCAAGCAGGAAGUGGAGCCCCAGCAAGCAGCAGGCACCAUGUCCCCUAAAACAGGCAGAAGAGAGGCUAGCGCCACACCUCAGAAGCCCCAGAAGCCCGGGAAGGGGCCCAGGAGCCCCCAGGCCUCCAUGCUGGCGCUGCAGAGUGACAUCACCCGGCGCCUGCUGAGCGAGCCCUGGCCCCUGAGUGAGGCGCAGGUGCAGGCCUCGGUGGUGAAGGUGUUGGCGGAGCUGCUGGAGCAGGAGAAGAAGAAGGCCGUGGACGCUGCCAAGGAGGGCAGCCGGGAGGGCAGCCGGAAGAGCCGCCUGGGCAACAAGCGGAAGCUCUCCGAAGACCAGACGGCCGCUGGUGCCCCCAGGAGCAAGAAGAAGAAGCAGCUGGCGGCCGGGGAUGGCGGGGAGCGUGCGGUCUCCCCAGAAAAGGCCCCCAGGACUUCCAAGGGGAAAUCCAAGAAGGACAAAGCGAGUGGUGACAUCAAGGAGAAGAAGGAGAAGGAGUCUCCCGGCUCCCAAGGGGCCAAGGAGAAGCCAGAAGGGGAGCCGGGGAAGGUGAAGGGUGAGGGGGGAGACCAAGGCAACCCAAAGAGCAAGAAGGAGAAGAAGAAAUCCGACAAGAAAAAAAAAGACAAGGAAAAAAAAGAAAAGAAGAAGAAAGCAAAAAAGGCCUCAACCAAAGACCCUGACUCACCAUUGCAGAAGAAAAAGAAGAAAAAGAAGAAGACGGCAGAGCAGACUGUCUGAGGGACACCAGGCGGCAGAAGAUGAUGGCCAGCUGCGGUGUCCAUGCUGGCCAAGCCAGUGAGCCCUGCAGAGAGGCUGGUCCCAGGAGGAGGAACCCCGCCCAGCUCCCGUGACCUCCACUCACUGACCCUGGCCUGACUUCUGUGCCGACAAAGGAUGCCUCGUAUGGACAUGUACAAUAUAUAUAUAUAUUUUUUAAGUGACCUGCCCCUCCCUUCUCAGACCCAACAUGCCCAGAGGUCUCGGGACUUUCCACCUCUGCCCUGCAGACCCAGUGAGGCUUAGCCUGCGAUUCCUUCCAUGCCCCUGGUCUCCAGCUAUGCUGAGGCUUUGUCCUCUUUUUGUCAGUUUUCUCCCAUUUUGUUUGUGUGUUUUUUGUAAUAACUCAGAAAAUAAAAGACUUGAAGGAAA
Messenger RNA from Balaenoptera acutorostrata (minke whale), 4793 nucleotides. It is a transcript of the gene TCOF1, whose product is annotated as treacle ribosome biogenesis factor 1. NCBI's taxonomy places the organism in Eukaryota, Metazoa, Chordata, Mammalia, Artiodactyla, Balaenopteridae. The record is from RefSeq and is a predicted model, not a curated record. The transcript is spliced from 26 exons. Bases 84 to 4382 code for a protein of 1432 amino acids. Gene Ontology annotation, molecular function: protein binding.